Myodes glareolus (Bank vole) is the source of this 1768-nucleotide messenger RNA. RefSeq names its product CTD nuclear envelope phosphatase 1 regulatory subunit 1 (gene Cnep1r1). NCBI's taxonomy places the organism in Eukaryota, Metazoa, Chordata, Mammalia, Rodentia, Cricetidae. The record is from RefSeq and is a predicted model, not a curated record. Gene Ontology annotation, cellular component: cytoplasm; Nem1-Spo7 phosphatase complex.
GGAGGGGCUGAGAGGAGCGGUUAGAGGUGGGAGUUGGUGCUGCCUGCCGGGCGGAGACGGAGGGCUGCGAUGCGGACCUGGCCGCGGCGGUGACCGGAGCUGCCGCCCGACAUGAACUCGCUGGAACAGGCGGAAGAUCUCAAGGCUUUCGAAAGAAGACUUACUGAGUAUAUUCAUUGCUUGCAACCGGCCACUGGACGCUGGAGAAUGCUUCUUAUAGUGGUGUCUGUCUGUACAGCUACUGGUGCCUGGAACUGGCUAAUAGAUCCUGAGACACAAAAGGUGUCCUUCUUCACAUCCUUAUGGAAUCAUCCAUUUUUCACAAUUAGCUGUAUAACUCUAAUAGGCUUGUUCUUUGCUGGCAUACACAAAAGAGUAGUUGCACCAUCAAUUAUAGCUGCUCGAUGCCGAACGAUACUAGCGGAAUACAAUAUGUCUUGUGAUGAUACAGGAAAGCUAAUUUUGAAACCUAGACCUCACGUUCAAUGACAAUCUGCACUAUUGUUAGGGAACCUAAAGCAGUCUUUCUUCAAAUAAGUGAUACAGCAAAAUGCCACCAAGGAUUCCUUUUGGAAUUGGAUAUGUGAUGGUUUAGCAACAACUGACAAGAAGCGUGCAAUAUUUGCCCAGAUUAUCUCAAUGGUGAUGGCUGAGCUCAGCGCUGCAGCACCUCUGGGUACCUGUGUUCAGUGUUAGUGCCACUUCAGCCCUUCAGCUCCUGCAGAGAGUUCUGCAGAUGGAGUGUGCGUGUUACUAAGUUAAACUUAGAAACCAAACCUCAUUCAGUUUUUAUAAUGUAUUUUUGCAAACUACUGUAAAUAGCAAAUCAAUGCCAAUGUUAAACCAAGAGGAAAAUGUUUGGACUUUGCUCUCCUGCAUCAGUAUUUCAGAAACCAUCUGCUUGACAUCUCCAUGGCUCUUUAAACCUGGCUACUAUGUGUGCCUUUCAUUCUCAGCGCCUCCUUCCAUUGUGCUGCAGGAAAUACCAGGCUCCACUUAGACUGAGAAAACCUCAUCUCCAUUAUGUUGAAAUUUUAUAUGUUUCAACAAUUUUUGUUAAGCCCAAUACUGAAUUCUGGCAACUAUUGUUAUAUUUUUCAGUAAAUAGUUCUCAUUUAACGCUAAAUUACUUUUUUAAAAAAGAAUUUUAAAAAACACCCCCAAAGUCUUCUGAAUGUACAAGUUAAAUUAUGUGUUGCCUGGGAAUUUGACGGUCGUUAUUUUAGGUGACUGGAUUUUAUGCUGAGGUAGACGUGUUAGACCAGUACUGUCCUGGUGUAGCUGAUGGGCCCAGUCCAUCACCAGUAACACCGGAACCACACCACAAGCCAGAGCCUGCAGUCCUCACUGCUGGAGAGUCAUGAUGAUAUACUGUGUAUGCGCAACAGCCUCGUGUACUACGGUAGCCCUUGAAACGAAACUGUGGGAUUGCUGUAAAUACUUAACGGACUAGUGGUGCCUUUUUACCUGUUUAUUAGAAGAUUUUGAAAAGGUUAAAUUAUUUCAUGAGCAAUAUUUUAAAUUUCAUCCAAUAUGAAACUAAAUUUGAAUAAUAGGGCAAAACCAUUGAAUUAAAGCUGCCAUUUAACUAACACUUGUUCAUCUUGACUUUCCUUUCAAUAAAUUGUAUUCUUUGAAUUGCAGCAAUAAAACCCUCUGCUUCUAAGAAUUCUCUAAGAGGGUAUUCUAUAUGUUCUGCAUUGUUUUAUUUUCUGUAAAUUCUGUAGGUAAAUAUGUGCAAAAAAUAAAUAUUUUAUAUAUAACCAGU